GAUUUUAACAAAUGGGUGUGAGAGUUACUUAUCGUAGAAGAACCAGCUAUAACACAAGAUCUAAUAAGAUUAGAAAGGUCAAGACACCAGGUAUUAAAAUACUCCAUGUUAGGUGGCAACGUUGUUGUUUAAUACCCAAAUAAAAAGACAAGUGCUUCAACAUGCGCUGAUUCUAAUUUGAAUGUUGUCUUAAAUGGACUUAAACGCAUUAGACCUACAAAACUUAAGUAACUUUCCAGAAGACAAAGAACAGUAUCAAGACCAUAUGGAGGAGUAUUGAGUGCUGGAGCCCUAAAAAAUCGCAUCAUUAGAGCAUUUUUAGUAGAGGAAGUGAAAAUAGUAAAACAAAUCAAAAAGUGAUUUAAUCAUACAUUAAUAUUUAAUUUAUGGG
Molecule: messenger RNA, 391 nt
Organism: Paramecium octaurelia
Lineage: Eukaryota; Ciliophora; Oligohymenophorea; Peniculida; Parameciidae
Source: the annotation of a GenBank genome assembly